Messenger RNA from Arvicanthis niloticus (Nile rat), 5052 nucleotides. Lineage: Eukaryota; Metazoa; Chordata; Mammalia; Rodentia; Muridae. The record is from RefSeq and is a predicted model, not a curated record.
GGGGCCCCCGCCCGCGCCGUACAGCUGGGCCAGUGACGCUGGCGCAGCCGCCGCCGCCGCCGCCGCGUUCCAUCCUCAGGAGCCGGCCACAGCUCGCGUCCUCCUCCUCCCUCAGCGCCCCGCAGCGCAAGCCAGACCAGGGCACGCGAGGCUUCGCGGGGACCCGACGGGGAGUGCAGGCGCGCGCGCGCAGCGGCGGAGCGGGUUCGGCGACGCGGGAGCUGCUAGCGCCCCCUUCCCGGAGGUCUCGGCGCCGCUCCCGGGUGAAGCGACUCCUGGCUGGCUUUAGGAUUCUUCUGGAUUUUAAAGUCAUUCUUUAAAACAAAACAAAACAAAUAAAUAAAAACCUCAGACGGAUAAAAGAUGUGCCAUGGCAGGAUAGCACCAAAAAGAAGCUCAGAAUUUUUUGUGGCUUCCGCGGGGCAUGGAGUGUUUCUUCAACUGGUGAUCCUUUGUACUCUGUUGGGAGAUGGAUUAGCCUCUGUGUGCCCUCUGCCCCCAGAGCCAGAGAAUGGUGGCUACAUUUGCCACCCCCGGCCCUGCAAAGACUCCUUGACAGCAGGCAGUGUCAUCGAGUACCUGUGUGCAGAAGGUUACAUGCUGAAGGGUGACUACAAAUACCUGACCUGCAAAAAUGGCGAGUGGAAGCCAGCCAUGGAGGUUAGCUGUCAUCUCAAUGAAGACAAAGAACCCCAUAGAUCACUUGGAGUCCCUGCGUUGUCCAUAGUGGCUUCCACUGCCAGCUCUGUGGCACUCAUUCUUCUCCUCGUGGUGCUGUUUGUACUGCUGCAGCCGAAGCUGAAAUCUUUCCACCAUAGCAGGCGUGAACAGGGGGUUUCUGGGGACCAGGUCUCCAUCAUGGUGGAUGGGGUCCAGGUUGCACUACCUUCAUACGAGGAAGCUGUGUAUGGAAGUUCUGGUCACUGCAUGCCACCGGCUGAUCCCAGAGUACAGAUUGUUCUGUCAGAAGGGUCUGCACCUAGUGGGAGGAACAUGCCAAGGGAGCAGCAGCUGCAAGGCCAGGCGGCCUGCUCCUCUGCAGGUGGAGAGGAUGAGGCCCCAGGCCAUUCUGGGCUGUGUGAAGCCUGGGGUUCCCAGGGCUCAGAGACUGUGAUGGUGCACCAGGCAACCACAUCUUCCUGGGUGGCCGGCUCAGGGAGCAGCCGACUGACACACAAAGACACUGCAGAUUCAGAGAACAGUGACAUACAAAGCCUUUUAUCCCUGACAUCAGAGGAGUACACAGAUGAUAUCCCACUGUUGAAAGAAGCAUGAGGGCUGCCACUGGCCUCUCUCCUCUCUGCCCGUCCUCUCUCUUCCUGUGGGUUUGAGUACCAUGUCCUCUCCAGCUGCCCCACCUGGAUGCCUGAGCUGCCACCUGUGUAUCUCUUACGUACCUGAGAGCCUGCAGGCCACCUUGCUGGAUACUCAAGGAAGAUUCUCACCAUCUGCUCACUGGACAGCUGGAGGACCUGGCUCUUUGCCUGGCCCAGCCUUCCCAUCUGUCAGGGACAUGUCUGAAUGUGCUGGAUUGAACCCUCCCUUUCCCUCAGCCGCUGGGUCCCUUCCAGCCAGCCCUUGGUGGCUGCCCCACAGCCAUGAGGGCCUGAGCACUGCUGUGUUUACUCGUGCCUUCCCCCACCCUGUCCAGGUUCCCUGCUGUGCAGGUGGGUUGCUGUCCACAGGCCUUAGUGGCUACUGCCACCUGUACCCAGGGGCUAGGCCUGCGGCUGCAAAAACAGAUUGAAGAGUAGUAAGGCACUCAAAGCAGGAGUAGCUCAUGUUGGGUCCAGAAUGUGGGUCCCUGAGCUUGCCCUGUGUGUUGACACUGAUGGCAUCUUCCUUAACUAAGAACAGAAGGUUUGGGAAGUCUUGCCAAAGCCGCCCAGCACUCAGCUGACCAGCUCUGGUGCAGGCUCCUGGCUCUUUUGAGAGUUUCCAAGAGCACCCAGAAGACCCGUGGGAGGGAAGAAGGGUGUCAGAUAAUGAUUGUCUUCCUAAUAUGCAAGUUCUCACUUCCUGCUUCCAGCACUGGCUGUCUUGGCCUUGGUUUCUGUUCCUGGAUAAGGGGAAGUUGCAUGCUGUUUCCUGGACUUAGUCCUAGGUAGCUCUGGCUUCCUUGCAGCCCACAGAAUCCUGAGAUUUGCUGAGAUACCAACAGAAGCUCAUCUGGCUUUUGGCAGUCUGGGCAAGUUGCUCAUUUUUAGGUUUGUGGUGAUGGAGGGGAGGCUGAGAGGUAUAGACCAAGCCCUGGUGGCUGCAGGCAGCUCCGGCCAGGUCCUGAGGACCCUCCUCACCACCGUCAUGUGCCUUAGUAACUAUGCCCAGGAAGUGGCCUGCUGGGCCGCUGCUCCUCCUCUGCUCUCUUCUCCUGCCUUUCCACAGGUCAUCGUUGACAAGCCACUCUUUAUCUUCCCUACCAGAUGAUAGAGAUUGGUGGGUACCCAGGAACCUGAGAUAUAGCUCCUGAGAGUGGGAAAGGGCUGGCCUUGAAGAAAUGCUCCAGCCAUUUUGCUGGGGCCUCCUAUGGCCCUGUACUAAAUGCUGACAAGUCUGGGUAACUGAGCCCCACCAGGCUUCUACCAUCUUGAGAAGACAGAUUAAGGAAUGUGUGCUUUUUCUUCUUCUCUUCCUCCUCUUCCUCUUUCUUAUGCUCCUCUUCUUUCUCCCCCUCCUCAAGCCUGGGGCUGGGAAACUUCAGAGUCAAUCCUGGACUGCACCUAUGAUGGGCCUCUCUGGGGUGGUAAUAGUAAUUAAAACCCAGUGUAUUUAUAGUUCCUGACACAACAGGGUUAGCUCCAGGUAUCAGUGGCCUCAAAAAUAGGGGAAUAGCUUCUCCUAGCUCACUGCCCACUGCCUCCAUUCACAAUGCACUUUAGUCCUUGUCAUGCCUGGCUUCCUGCUACCCUCAACUCCUCUCAGGAUAAGGGCAGUGCCUGCUGCCCCUGCUGGCCACUCCCACACUAACCCAGGAGGCCAGUCCAUUGUGCCCCGUGUCCAGGCUACCAGUGUGGUUGGCUGAGGAAGGGACUGGAGAAGGUGCUUAGACUAGAAGACUAAAACACACCUAGCAACUGUUGCUGCCACUGGCUUACCUGUGGGUGGGCUCCAAGGUCCCAAGCCACCUCACCAUGGCUCUUCUUCAGCUUCAGUGGUGUCCAGCCUCCUCAAGGGAGAACUGGGCAAGGAGCACAAGUCUGAAUGGGCCUUCCUCUUUUGCUUACGCUCUUCUAAAAUCUGAAUUCUGUUCCAGGAGUUUUAAAAUGAAAGAUACUCCCUCUUCUGUGUCUUUACCCUGAGCUUUUGCCCCUUACAGAUUGCACUUUUGUUUGGGGCUAUUUAGCCUUGUAGGUGACUGGCUUGGGCCUUCGGUAAAAGAACGUCCUGGUGCCUCGUUUUCUCCCAGCAUCCAUUAGCCUGCUCUGGGGAUCAUGGGCCCAGGAUCUCCUAACUGAAGGAUAAAGGGCCACCCAUGUUCCCCAUCCGAUUGUCACUGGCUUUUAGAAGGUCUGUUCUUGAGGUUUCCCACCUACUGUUGCUGCCAUCUGUGACUUCUUCUUGCAUUGUUUCUUUCUUCUAAAGCAAUUUCUUACCCAUAAGCCAUGUGCUGUGGUUUCUGGGGCAUCUGGACUUUGUCCAUUACAGAAGGACUGGGGGACUUAAUUGCCUUGAAGUGGAGCCUGGCUAGAAACAGGGUCAGUAGCAGGUGGCAGGCUGUUGGACAGAAAGAAGCUUAGAGCAAGUGGGAAGAAACUACGCAGCCUACUUUACUGGGCUCACCUCCAGGGGCUUCCUGAGACUUGUCCAAAAGAGGCAAUCAGCACCAAAGGACUUUUACACAGGGUUUUUUGGUUUGGGAGAUGUUUUUGCUUUUUCAUACUUAUACUGACUCAAUGCAGGUUUUAUAUCCUGGUGACUUGCUGUCACAGUCUAUCAGUUUUAAAGGGCCAGAAUGAUGAAAUAAACAGAAAAUUCCGUCCUUCCAUGCCUUAGUUUAACAGGUAGGCUCUAUCUGCCCAGUUCUGUGUUUUGUGUGUUUCACUGUGUGCGAGCUGUGAAAUGGGCAGAGUCCUGACCACUUUGUGGGUUUGUUUGGUUUUAUAAGGCAUUUCAGUGUACAUUCUACAAGCACUCCAUUUGCAAAGAGAACUUAAAGUAAUACCGUCUUCCCCAUUCUUCCUGCCCUCCUCCCUGCACCCCCAGCUUUACAGUUCUGUAAAGAAGCCAGGCUACAAGACAGACAAAGGUAUACUUUUCCUGCUUUGAGAGUGGCCAAGUGGGGAUAGAUGGCAGUUGGCAUUUUCCUCCCAGUCCCGUCAGAGCUCUUGAGUCACUUGGCUUCUUGCAUAACAGUAUCUCCUCUGUUCCUGAGGAACAUUCUAGCAUAGAAAAUGGAAUAUGCUGCAGACGUGUUUAGAUCCUUCCUCCCUUCCCCCUCCCUAAAGAGCAAAGAGUCUGGAAGGGACACACAGCAUGGAAGCUACGCAGCUUAAUUCCAGGUGUACUUGUGGCUGACAGUGCAGCUAGAGCCUCCUGGGGCUGCUGGGCUUUCUGCAGCCUGAGAGAAUAUUUAACUUGGCAUAUAUUUAGGCCGAGUGAUGUGGUAGAUGGUUCCCUGGAAAGCCAAAGGUGGCAGGCCAGUUUUUCUGAGAUGUGACUUAAUACUCACUUGAAAACCUAGUAGAGUUUUGAACAAAGUGCCCCCCCCCCAUCCUCCCCCAGUAGUAGAGCUCACCGUGGGGCAUGUGGAGGAGAGCACUUGGAUUGCCAAGUAAGGAGAGGAAGUAGUUGAGGGUUGCAUGGCUCUAUCCACACUGGCCUGGCUUCUUAAGGCUGUGCACCACUAUGGGAUCCUUUGCAGAAUGGUACUCAUAUAAUGGUUUAAAACAACACAUGCUUAAUUGACUGUGCAGGAUGUCAAUCAAUCUGGGUUUGCUUUAUUUUAUUUUAUAUAUAUAUUUUUUUGGUAUCCUGUACAUUGCAGUGGGUAUGAAGAUAGUAUUUUAAUAUUUGUACAAAGUUUAAUUUAAUUUUAAUUGUUCUAUGUAUAUA